UAUGCGGGGCGGACUGGGCAAUAGGACUUCCGGAAAUCUGUGCCGGAGCACCCCUGCUUCCUAAUCAAAGGUCUUGCGAACACAGACCAGGACGCCGCAGGUUCUUUCUCCGCUGCCACCGCUCGCAAAGCUUUCCCGACCGACAUGCCGUUCGUUGAGCUGGACACGAACUUGCCCGCCAACCGCGUGCCCGCGGGGCUGGAGAAGCGGCUUUGCGCAGCCAGCGCCGCCAUCCUAGGCAAACCCGAGGACCGCAUGAACGUGACGGUGCGUCCGGGCCUGGCUAUGGCGGUGAGCGGCUCGGCCGAACCCUGUGCUCAGCUACUUGUCUCCUCUAUCGGUGUAGUGGGCACUGCCGAGGAUAACCGCGGCCACAGCGCCCGCCUCUUUGAGUUCCUCACCAAGGAGCUGGGACUAGGCCAGGAACGGAUAAUUAUCCGCUUUUUCCCCCUGGAGCCCUGGCAGAUUGGCAAGAAUGGGACAGUCGUGACAUUUUUAUGAUUGGCAUGGAAGACAUCCGGGGUAUCUGUGAGCUGGCCACCUCUUCCAGAGAGGCCUCCUGGCAUAGUGAAGGCCUGGUUGAUCCCAGCUUCUGGCAUCCCCACAUGCAGAUAUGUCUGUGACCUCACAGUCCUCUUCAUCUCCAUCCUUAUUCCAAAUAAAUGAAGAGAGCUUUGUCUUUCAAACAUUA
Molecule: messenger RNA, 691 nt
Organism: Pteropus alecto (black flying fox)
Lineage: Eukaryota; Metazoa; Chordata; Mammalia; Chiroptera; Pteropodidae
Gene: DDT
Product: D-dopachrome tautomerase
Exons: 3
Coding region: 145-501 (118 amino acids)
Molecular function (GO): phenylpyruvate tautomerase activity
Source: RefSeq, a predicted model, not a curated record